AGGGCCAAUGGCGCGGCGGGGGGCGGGGCCAGGCCGCCAUGGCGCCGCCGCCGCGCUGACCGCGCCGCUCCGCCAUGGCCGGGGCCAUCGCGUCCCGCAUGAGCUUCAGCUCCCUCAAGCGCAAGCAGCCCAAGACCUUCACCGUGCGCAUCGCCACCAUGGACGCCGAGAUGGAGUUCAGCUGCGAGGUGAAGUGGAAGGGGAAGGACCUGUUUGAUCUGGUGUGCAGGACACUGGGACUCCGGGAAACCUGGUUCUUCGGGCUCCAGUACACRAUCAAGGACACGGUGGCCUGGCUCAAAAUGGACAAGAAGGUCCUGGAUCACGAUGUCCCAACAGAAGAGCCCAAAACCUUUCACUUCCUGGCCAAAUUUUAUCCUGAGAAUGCAGAGGAGGAGCUGGUGCAGGAAAUCACCCAGCAUUUGUUCUUCCUGCAGGUGAAGAAGCAGAUUUUGGAUGAGAAGAUCUUCUGUCCUCCUGAAGCCUCUGUCCUGCUGGCCUCCUACGCUGUCCAAGCCAAGUACGGCGACUACGAUCCCAACGUCCACAAGAGAGGUUUCCUGGCGCAGGAGGAGCUGCUUCCCAAGCGGGUGAUCAACCUGUACCAGAUGACUCCAGAGAUGUGGGAGGAGAGRAUAACAGCCUGGUAUGCUGAGCACCGGGGCAGAGCGAGGGAUGAAGCUGAAAUGGAGUAUCUGAAGAUAGCCCAGGACUUGGAGAUGUACGGCGUCAACUACUUCGCCAUCAGGAAUAAAAAGGGCACMGAGCUGCUUCUUGGAGUUGAUGCCUUGGGUCUUCACAUUUAUGACCCRGACAACAGGCUGACCCCUAAAAUCUCCUUCCCAUGGAAUGAGAUCAGGAAUAUCUCCUACAGCGAUAAAGAGUUUACGAUUAAGCCAUUGGACAAAAAGAUUGAUGUUUUUAAAUUCAAUUCAUCAAAGCUGCGUGUGAAUAAGCUGAUUCUUCAGCUGUGCAUUGGGAACCACGACCUGUUCAUGAGGAGGAGGAAGGCAGAYUCGCUGGAGGUCCAGCAGAUGAAAGCACAGGCCAGGGAGGAGAAGGCCAGGAAGCAGAUGGAACGGCAGCGCCUGGCACGAGAGAARCAAAUGAGAGAAGAGGCUGAGAGGACCAGGGAUGAGCUGGAGAGGAGGCUGAUGCAGCUAAAGGAGGAGGCAACGAUGGCCAACGAGGCUCUGAUGAGGUCGGAGGAGACGGCCGAUUUGCUGGCRGAGAAGGCGCAGAUCACGGAGGAGGAGGCCAAGCUCCUGGCUCAGAAGGCAGCCGAGGCCGAGCAGGAGAUGCAGCGCAUCAAGGCCACGGCCAUCCGCACCGAGGAGGAGAAGCGGCUGAUGGAGCAGAAGGUGCUGGAGGCGGAGAUGCUGGCACUGAAAAUGGCUGAGGAGUCRGAGAGAAGGGCAAAGGAGGCUGAUCAGCUCAAGCAGGACCUGCAGGAGGCUCGCGAGUCAGAGCGGAGAGCCAAGCAGAAGCUCUUGGAGAUCACCAGCAAGUCUUCCUACACACAGCCCAUGAACUCCAGCACCACAGCACUGCCCACUGACCUGCCCAGCUUCAAUCUCAUCAGCGAGAGCCUCUCCUUCGACUUCAAGGAUACGGACAUGAAGAGGCUGUCCAUGGAAAUCGAGAAGGAGAAGGUGGAGUACAUGGAGAAGAGCAAGCACCUGCAGGAGCAGCUCAAYGAGCUGAAGACAGAAAUUGAGGCACUGAAGCUCAAGGAAAGAGAGACAGCUUUGGAUAUUUUGCACAAUGAGAACUCCAGCCGGGGCAACAGCAAGCACAACACUAUCAAAAAGCCUCAAGCCCAGGGCAGAAGACCUAUCUGCAUUUGAGAAUUCCAACUCACCCUACAGAGCACCAAGUCCCGCGUGGCCUUCUUCGAGGAGCUCUAGGAAACGACUGCUCCACACCGCUGCUGCUUCCGACAGCUYCCGCCCCGCCGGAGCUGUCCCGAAGCCGGGGGCUCCCAAAGGGAUCACCCGGGAGCCACCGGCUGCUCCCGCCCCCAYGCACCGAUGGACUCGGGGCUGGCUGCCCACAGACUGUGUGAUGUUCUCUAGCUUAGCAUUCCUUCAUCCUCCUCCUUCUCCUCCUGACACUGUUUUCCUGGGUUYUCCAGCUUUUUUUCUUGUUUUCCUAGCGUACCUUCCAGGCUCGGCCCUGCAGGCUUUUCCCUGGAGCCGGGGUCGGGGCUGUGGCUGUGCCUUCCCACCCUGGCAGCGUGCCCGAGGGUCUGCCUGGCAAGGGAUGCCAUCCCUCUGGAUUGCCUUCUGCCAGCUCUGGAGCUGUGUGCCAGCCUGGUGCCCCUGGUGCCAGCCUGGAAUUC
This is a messenger RNA of Malurus melanocephalus (red-backed fairy wren), 2341 nucleotides long. RefSeq names its product NF2, moesin-ezrin-radixin like (MERLIN) tumor suppressor (gene NF2). The transcript has 17 exons. NCBI's taxonomy places the organism in Eukaryota, Metazoa, Chordata, Aves, Passeriformes, Maluridae. Gene Ontology annotation, molecular function: cell adhesion molecule binding; actin binding. Gene Ontology annotation, cellular component: adherens junction; cytoskeleton; apical part of cell. Gene Ontology annotation, biological process: positive regulation of protein localization to early endosome; regulation of organelle assembly; positive regulation of early endosome to late endosome transport. Bases 75 to 1847 code for a protein of 590 amino acids. The record is from RefSeq and is a predicted model, not a curated record.